AUGCAUCCAGCACAAUUAGCACAAGUACAAGCUCAACAAGCAGCACAAGCACAAGCUGCUUUGCAAUCAAUGCGUAAAAGAGCUCAAACGGAUAAUUUGGUGGGAGCAGGUAUUAGAGGUGCAAAACGUGGAAGGCCAACGACAAGAGCUUUGCCUCCUAGUAUCACUAGAUCUGUUCCUGAAAGUGCAAUGUAUCAAGAUCUUGUUCGGAUCGAAAGAGCAUUGGAUUGGACAGUAGCAAGAAAGAGAGCAGAAGUACAAGAUGCUCUAGGACGCAAUACAAAAGUCAAAAGAACAUUACGGAUCUUCCUUUCCAACACUUGCUCAAAUCAACCAUUCCAAAAUGCAGAUGGUGAUGAGACUAUGGAUGCAGAAGAUGGUGCUUCUACAUCUGCAGAUGCAGCUAAACCAACAUCAGAGGCAGACAAGCUAGAAGCAAUCCAACCUGAAGAAGUUGCAUCUUGGACUUUGAAAAUUGAAGGUCGCUUGCUAGAGCCAAGUUUCAAAUCCCGCGCCCACAACGCACAAGCAUUACAAGCAGCCCAAAGUCGUACAAAUGCAACAAAGUUCAGCAAUUUGAUUCGUACGAUUGUGGUUGAGCUGAUUCGUGACCCCACUCUAUAUCCUGCAGGUGAAAAUAUCGUAGAAUGGCAUAGACCUAUACCAACAGUGGCACCCGCUACUGCAAGCAUGCCUCCCGGUGGUGAGAAUGCAGUUCCGGGUCAAGGUUCAAUGGAUGUGCCUACAGUAGCCUCAGCCGAACCAGCUCUUGACGGGUUUGAAGUCAAACGAAAAGGAUCAAUCCCCGUCAAAGCUCGAAUUGUCCUCUAUCUCGCCCAUACGCCAGAACGAUAUGCUUUGAGUCCAGAACUUUCAGCUUUGCUUGACAUUCGCGAAGAUACACGACAGUCAAUCGUGGCAGCAUUGUAUGCUUAUAUCAAAGAACAUAAGCUCAUGUCUGAGGAGGAUCGUCGACUUGUGCUCUGUAACGAUGCUUUACGAUCCAUCUUCCGCACCGAGCGUAUCGCAUUCCAUCACAUCCCCGAAGUUGUUAAUCGACACUUGCACCCACCAAAUCCAGUCGUAUUGGAGUAUUGGGUGCGUACCGAUAAGGAAGAAUACAAGCAUCCUACUGCAUUUGAUAUCGAAGUAGAAGUGGAAGAUCAAGGUUUACGUAAAGUACAGGAUGAUGUAUUGCAAGGAUUCGAAACACGCGGCAGAGAGAUUUCCGAAUUGGAUGAUCGAAUCGCACAAGCAACACAAACGUUGGAGAACAAGACAUCAACCCGAGACUUUUUGUACAACUUUGCCAAAGAUCCACAUAAUCACAUUCAAACAUGGACUGCUUCUCAAGCACGCGAUUUGGAUACGAUUUUGGGUACGAAUUAUGCAACGGGAGGUCAUAUGCACAUAGGAACGGAAGAAUUAAGAAGAAGUGAAACUUUCACAGCUCCUUGGGUUGAUCAAGCCGUCAUCGUUCAUGAAGCUCAAAGGAUGGCCGAUAAGAUGGUCAAUUUGCAAAAAGCUGGCGUUCCGGGUGCUGGACCCGGACCUGGCAUUCCUCAACAAGGUCAUAUGCCUCAAGGUCCUAGCGGCAGUUCUACUCGUGGUGGUGGUCGUUAA
Molecule: messenger RNA, 1623 nt
Organism: Meira miltonrushii
Lineage: Eukaryota; Fungi; Basidiomycota; Exobasidiomycetes; Exobasidiales; Brachybasidiaceae
Exons: 2
Coding region: 1-1623 (540 amino acids)
Biological process (GO): regulation of transcription by RNA polymerase II
Cellular component (GO): nucleus; SWI/SNF complex
Source: RefSeq, a predicted model, not a curated record